UUAAAUAAGCGGCCAUUGUUUGCGUAGCACGUGAGCAGUGUACGCUUCAUACGUUUUGUGUCCACCAAUAACGAAAUAGUUAGCCAUAUGCAUUCCACUUAUCCAUCCAAAUGACUGAUGGUGUUGCUGAGCAGCUGAAGCGGUUCGUAUUUACUUCGAAAGUAAAUAUUAAGGGUGAAACUAAGGAGGAGAAAUUGGAAGUUGUUAUUCCUGAGUUACUGCAAGCAAGCUACUCAUUUUAUACCUGGCCAUCAGCACCAGUGUUGGCUUGGUUCCUGUGGGAAAACCGCGCUGCAAUAAUCAAUAAAAACAUCCUUGAAAUUGGAUCUGGAACAGCCCUUCCUGGCAUUCUAGCAGCCAAGUGUGGAGCGAACGUCACUCUCAGUGAUUCCGUUACGCUCCCAAAGUCGCUUGCGCACAUUCAACGCAGUUGCGUUCUUAACAAUCUGAAACUCGACGAGAACAUUCGGCUGAUUGGUCUAACUUGGGGCUUAUUUCUGAAUAAUUUUGAGAGUUUAGGGCCCAUUGACUAUAUUCUUGGCUCGGACUGCUUCUACGAUCCGACCAUUUUUGAAGAUAUUCUCGUGAGCGUCGCUUAUGUUCUGGAUUUAAAUCCCGGAGCAAAAUUCCUCUGCACAUAUCAGGAGCGCAGUUCAGACUGGACGAUUGAGCCUUUGUUAGACAAGUGGCAACUCAAGUGUCAAGUGCAUUCGAUUGCGGAUCUAGGCGCAAACGCUGGAUUUGACAUUCACAAAUUAAUUGGUGAUCAUUGCAUUCAGCUGAUUGAAAUUUGCCGCUGA
Dalotia coriaria is the source of this 800-nucleotide messenger RNA. RefSeq names its product histone-arginine methyltransferase METTL23. The record is from RefSeq and is a predicted model, not a curated record. Lineage: Eukaryota; Metazoa; Arthropoda; Insecta; Coleoptera; Staphylinidae. Gene Ontology annotation, cellular component: cytoplasm; nucleus. The transcript has 3 exons. The coding region runs from base 111 to 800 and encodes 229 amino acids.